Messenger RNA from Acipenser ruthenus (sterlet), 2171 nucleotides. RefSeq lists its product as uncharacterized. Gene Ontology annotation, cellular component: membrane raft; external side of plasma membrane. The record is from RefSeq and is a predicted model, not a curated record. The coding region runs from base 33 to 770 and encodes 245 amino acids. Lineage: Eukaryota; Metazoa; Chordata; Actinopteri; Acipenseriformes; Acipenseridae. The transcript has 6 exons. Gene Ontology annotation, molecular function: MHC class II protein binding; protein tyrosine kinase binding. Gene Ontology annotation, biological process: T cell activation; interleukin-15-mediated signaling pathway; positive regulation of ERK1 and ERK2 cascade.
GAGGUUAUUGUUCUAAUUCCAGGAAGCAGAUCAUGGGGGGGCUGCAUGCACAAUUGUUUUUUGAGCUUUUACUGAUAAUUUCAGCGAUACAUCUUUCACUCAGUGAUGACCACAGAUACUACGCUUCUGAGGGCAGAUCAGUGAGCUUGCCCUGCGGGGGAGUGGAGUCGUCUGCAGGCAGUGUGGUUGAGUGGGUGCAGACCCAGAUAGGACAUGUAACUCCAAACACCAUUCUGACUAGACACCCGGACGGCAGAGUCAGCAAAGGAAUUAAAGACACUGGGGGUCGAUUCGAGCUCCAGACUGACUCCUCAUUGACGAUACACAGAGCGGUGCCUGAAGAUGCUGGAAGUUACCAAUGCAAUGGCAACCGGGCUUCAGAGCUGCUAUUCCUGACUGUGUUUUCAGACCCUAAGGAUCCGAUGCCUGGAGAAUUGGUAAUCGUGACUUGUGAAUUAAAAUGUGCAGUGAACUGUGGGUCCUACACCUUGAGGAUGAAUGCAGAGGACCAGAGCCAUACAUCCCAGGAUGCACCACUGCAGAUGGUGCUUCAUGUGAACAAGUCUGAUGACGGAGAAAUAUUCCGAUGCAGACUGGAUGAAGGAGGGCGAGUAAGAGCAGAAGCUUCAUUUCAAUUGCAAGUUAAAGAAGAUCAUUCUGCUAGAACAAAAGUGAUUGGGACGGAUGCAGCACAUGCAGGGGCAGGUCAUUUGAACUUAUCUCUGGUGUUUACCCUUCUUGCCGCUGCUGUGGUGAUGCUGUUUGAGUAAACCAUAAAGGACCAAGAUCAUGUGCAGGUUGCAGAAUGACAUGAUAUCGCGAAAAUGUCUACCAGAAGCCUUAAUAGUAAUACAGUAUUUCAUGUUAGAUUUCAAAAUGUCAUUUUUUUUUUUUUUUUCUCUAAUUGGUCAGUUUUUCAUUAUAUGGAAAACUACAAAGCGGUAUGUAAUUCAAUAUGUUAACGUAACAUUGUUCAGCAGGUUUCAUUCGACUUUAUGGAGCAAAAUUAGUUCAUUCUAUAGGGUGAUGCAAAACGUUCGGCCAUAGCUGUUCACGUUUCUUUCCUUUCCCAGUUUCUUAGAUGUUAAAUUUCACCUGGUAUUCUGUGCAUUUAUAACGAUGUGUAAAGCGCUUCCAACAGUGAUUGUAGCUUUACAGAAUAUUUUCACAAAUCUUGCCUGUUUUGCACAUAGCUCUCAAAUACAGUUUUGAAAGAAAAACAUUAUGGAAAACAUGUAUUUACAUUUUAAACUAUGCUAUUGGGUACCGCAAACAAAAAAACAAAACAGUUCUCUCUCGCCUUACUCACGAGAAAUCUGUUACACGUGCACUUCCUAGGUUAAUUCAGUUCAUGUGUCUGGUGGGUCAGAGCAUGUGACUGAAUGAAAGCAAGACUAAACGGGAAGCAGCUGGAUUGCUAAAGAGAGGAAAGAAACCGUUGAAAGGGUGGGGGCAAUUUCACUCUCCAAAUUGCAGCACUAUCUGUAAUCAUUCAUUUAACCUAGUAUAGGACCAGAAAUACUGUUUUAAAAUGUAAAUACAUGUGUAACUUUCAAAAUUGUAGAGAGUACGAAGAACAUGUAACAUCUAGGACAUUAUUUUGCUAACUACAACCACUUUUUAGUUUUAAUUAUUUUAGAUUUAUACCUCAUUAGAUUAAAUCUGAGGAUUAUAUUAUUAUACAUUCUUGGCUCAAAUUCCCCACACCGCUAUCGUACAAUUUUGGCUUGGUAACCAAACCACCUCAUUUUCCUUUUUAACAACUGAAUAAAGUGCAUGGAAGUUUGCAAAGUUUCCUUGAUCGAUUUGAAUCUCAUUUUAUAAGCAAAAGCUUUAAUUUAAUAAGCAAACCAAAAAAAUCUGUCUUCAUUUAGACCCCAUUCAAAUAUACACACAGCAAGUUUAAUCCGUUACAGUACUUUGUAUUUGCAAAUAUACUAACAGUCAUUAUCCAAAUCUAACUAUCCUUUCGCAACUUUAUAGACACGCUUCGCUUGGCCCUCUUGACCACCUCUUCCUUGUUUUACUAAACUGCAGGUCAGGAUCACACUGUAAAACAGCUCUUUGGGCACGCAAGCUGCAUGCAUAUAGAUGUAAUAUUGUUUUCCCUGUAUAAUGAAUACAUUAACAAAUAAAACUGUGUUUGCCCCCUGCUGGCUAUGCCACUGCAA